Molecule: messenger RNA, 6222 nt
Organism: Rattus norvegicus (Norway rat)
Lineage: Eukaryota; Metazoa; Chordata; Mammalia; Rodentia; Muridae
Source: RefSeq, a predicted model, not a curated record
GCCUCCGCGUAUGUGUAUCUGUGUACUGUGUGCGCCUGGUACCCUGGGAGGACAGGAGAGGGUUUACAGACAGUUGUGAGCCGCCAUGUGAGUGCUGGCAGGUGACCCCAGGUCCUCUGCAGAGCAGCCAGAGUUCUUUAACCACUGAGCAGUCUCUCCAGCCGGGAACGAGUGUUGAAAGGCCCCACUAAGUUAAGAUUGAUUGAUACCAAGACAUAACUACUCUCAUAGAAGUUCCUCUUGUGCUCCAGUUUGGUUUGGUGUUAUGCAGUAUACGUGUGUGUGCAUGUGUAUUCCAGCACUGAAGGAGAGGCCACUUUUGAAAGUCAGUUCUCGGGGGCUGGGGAUUUAGCUCAGUGGUAGAGCGCUUGCCUAGCAAAGGCAAGGUCCUGGGUUCGGUCCCCAGCUCCAAAAAAAAAGAAAAAAAAAAGAAAGUCAGUUCUCUGCUCACACCACGUGGGUCCCAGGAUAUCAAACUCAUCAGGUUUAGCAGCCCCGGGAAGUUUUUCCCCCUCCCCAAGCGCUCUCCUGGCCCUGGGAAUAUUUUUUCAGUUUCUGUGUCUGAGUGUUUUGCCUGUGGGUAUGUAUAUGGCCCCCUGUGUGUGCCUUGUGCCUGCAGGGGUCAGGGGGCAUUGGAGCUCCUGGAACUUGAGUCACAGGAUUGUGAGCUACCACGUGGGCGUUGGGAACCCAACCCUGGUCCUCCGUAAAAGCAGUAAAAGCAGCUGGUGCUCCCGGCUCUGAAGCCUUUUCUCUGGACUUAGAUGUUUUGGGGAACAAAGAAGAAACGAUGGAGUCUACUCACUCUUGAAAGUUGGUGGUGAGAAACCAAAACUUCAGGAUGCUGAGGGCAGUGACUGGUGCUUUGGGACCGGCAGAGCUGGAUCUGAAUUCCUGGGCUUCUGUGUGUGGUGGUGUCAUUGUCUUAGGAAGCUGUUCUCAUUCUUCAAAUGGAACCAAUUCAUGCCUGCUUUGCAGUGCUGCCUUGAGGGUGCCUGAGGUGUGCUGUACCCUAGCUACACUGUAAAUGGGGAUUAAGGUUGAAAAACCGUUUUCAAAACUUUCUGGGGCUGGAGAGAUGGCUCUGAGGUUAAGACACUCACUGCUCUUCCAGAGUUCAAUUCCCAGCAACCUCGUGGUGGCUCACAACCAUCUGUAAUGGGAUCCUACACCCUCUUCUGGUGUGUCUGAAGACAGCGACAGUACUCAUACACAUACAAAAAUAAAUCUUCAAAAAAAUUAUUUACAAAAAAUCUUUCUGGCUUAAGAAGCUACAGCCAAGAGAAAGGCCCAGUGUGCUAAGGGCCUUGGAUGAGAAAAGAUGGGUGGUCUGCUGUCAUAGCUAAGGCGCUAGCCUAGUGUUCAGGAUUGCCCGAUUCCAACCCGAAGCGGGGUGUUAUGGCAGAACAGGAUCUUUGUGUGGUUGAUGGUGAUUUGUGAGGGAAUGGUGGAGUCUGUGGCGUGCCAUCAGGGAUGGGUAAGCCUGUCUAUACACUCCCAAGAACGGGGGAAACUUCACAGUCCCCUGUAUUUUGUAACUCACGCACGUGACCAUCUCAAUGUCCACGGAGUCAGCCUUGCUGGAGCCAGCACUGUGCCUCGCUUCCCUGUCCCCAUCACUGGAGGUGGCCUUCAGAACGCUGCGCCGGGUUUUCUCACGCGCAGGCUCGGAAUCGGCGGGUGGCCGCGGUUCCUAGCAACCGCCUGGCCUGCCAGCACCGGCUUGCAGAAAGUCCAGGGCGCCAUGGCUGAGCCAACCGUUGUCUUAACCUCCACCACAGUACCAAGAGAAGACCUGGGACGUAGGGAGUCGCUCCUAACGACUUCGAAAAAAGUCAAGAAGAUUACAGGCAUUGAGAGAGAAGGAUGGUGGAGGCUCACAGUGACGAAUACUCCAAUACCCGGUACUUACCAUUUAAGGACUUUUAUUGAAGAAGCCCUACUAAAUCCAGUGAGUAUAACCUACAAUUUUAAAAAUGAAGGCAGGAAAAGGAUCCCGCUUGUGCUGAGAAACGAUCCGGUCCCCACUGACCUCCCGCAAUAUAGUCCCCCUGACUUCCUGGAGUUGUUGAAGAAGCAAACGGCCUCGUACUCCUUCAAAGACAAGCCCCGCGCAGACCCCAGCACGCUAGUUGAAAAAGAUAAGUCACUCCAUCUUUGCCCGGGACAGUACGACACUCUUCCUGCACCGGUUCCCAAGAACUCAGCCAGGAGCUUCGUAUUUCGUUCUUCAGUUCAAAGAUUCCCACCAAACUAUUUCACUCCUCACGAGGGCCCUGGACCAGGGGACUACAACUUGAAACUGCCCCGAUCAGGAUCUAUCACUUCGUGUUUUAGAUCUAGGGUUCCCCGGUUCCUGCCUGUCGGUUCAGUAAGUAUUUCUGAGAGACACACUGUGUGGUGGUGGGCAGGGCGGGUGGAAGAGGGUCCUGUCACAUGCCACCACAGUGUUCUGGUUGUAUGUUGACUCGGUGACCACGUGCCUGUGUCUGGAAGCUUCUGACUUAGGACCGCCCUGGGCUCCAAGACUGUACUGAUUUCCAGAGCUGUGGGUUCUCUGAUCUGGCUAUUUGGGAUGACACUGACACUGUCACUGAUGUGAGCAAAGCAGGAAUCAACCACCCAGAACUGCCAUUCUGAGUGUGUGCACGUGGCUUCUGGAAGCUGACAGAAGUCAAAGGUGAAACGGAAAGAUUGUUCCUAAAGCAGAUAGGACCAUUACCUGGAAACAGAGUUUGCCAUUUCAGAGCUGGGUGUGAUGGGGCAGGACUUUGAUCCUCUGAGCGCUUGGGAGGCAGAGGAGGCAGAGCUUUGAGAAUUUGAAGCCAGGCUCUGUGUGUGUGUGUGUGUGUGUGUGUGUGUGUGUGUGUGUGUGUGUGUGUGUACGUCCAUGUAUGUGAACCACUGAUUUAGGGGAUCAUUAUGGCCUUUUUAAAGAUCUUUCCAGAGGACCAUGGCAUACAAUGUAGAUUGAGUUCCUUCCGCCUUAAAGGCAGGCCCACUGUGGUCACUCUGGAGGCUCUUAGGUAGCCCAAGCCUGGGAAUUACCACAGAAGAGAACACCUUGAUCACCUCAGCGGGUAGCCUUCUCUCUCUUACAUGGGAAGCCUCUCUCCUCCUGGUGAAAGCCCACAUGCUUGGGAAGUGUUUGCAGCUAGGCCUGCCAGCAGGCAGGGAUCUACUUGUCACUCUUUCCCAGGAUAAAGGCCCUGUCUGCGGGCUACAGGCAUCUGUUUGCAGAGCUGCCUUGUCCUAGAAACAUCUUCUUUUCUUCUUCAAAGUAAGUGUUUUCCUGUCCUGGGUGAUACAUCUGGGAUAGUUCUAGAGCCGGAGUGAGAGCUAUCAGCUCCGUUAACUCUGAGAGCUUUAGUUUCUAGGUAUUGGUUCUGAUUUGGGUACUUUGCAGUCAGUGACUGUUUGUGUCCUGCAUAUCAGAGUCACUCUUUUAGAAAAGAGCUCCAUCCAUAUAGAGGACCAAGUCACUCUUUGCCAAUGGAUGAUCUGAGAGAUGGGGACAAACUCGUGACAUGGGAACCUCCACAAAAGUGGGCAGACACCUCUUCCUCUUCCAGUAGAUGAGGAGUCUGCUAGCCAUCCAGAGAUUUCCCUUGGAAUCUAGAAUGUUCAUUAUGUUAUGAGGUGUUAGAAUUUAAGGGGACAGCCAAGAGAAAACAUUUUGGCUUCAGGAUUUAGGAGUACAACAGCCAUAGCGGCCCACAGGCACCUUUUGCCUCCUGAUAACCAAACCCCAAGAAAACUGAGCAAUCACUAGAAAGGGCAGAGUCCGCUCGAGUCCGGGGUUGCUGCUUUCUCUCUCUCUCUCUCUCUUUUUUUUUUUUUUCUUUUUUUUUCGGAGCUGGGGACUGAACCCAGGGCCUUGCGCUUGCUAGACAAGCGCUCUACCUCUGAGCUAAAUCCCCAACCCCGCUGCUUUCUCUUAAAGGAACAUUUUAGUGUUACCUGGCAAUAGUGAAAUUAGGGCUGGAGCAUCCUAGCGGGUGUUUGCAAAGUCACAGUCAGCAGCCUUUGAGGGGUGGUUUUGUGUGUGCACCACCCCCAGUCUCUGUCUGUGGGCUAGCCUGCCAGGUCUACACACUCACAUUGCAGCCCCAUUAAUAGCACUAAUGAAGGCUUCCGCUUCCCUUGACGUGUGGCCAGGACUUGAUUAGAUUUCCAGGCUGCUCCUCUGCUUUUGGCCAAGCAAACAUCCUGCCUGUAAAAGCAGCUGUUGUAGGCAGCUGAUGUCAUCUACCAGGCUGACUGCUCUGUUCCAUGCUCAGAGUGAUGCUGCUUCCACCCAUGGCCUCUCGGUGACAGGAUGAACAGCAAGGGAGGGCAGGCGUGUCCUCCAGGUAAGGACUGCGUUGGAGCCUACACGACGGCUGCGACCGGACGGCUGUGACCGGACGGAGCGCUGUCUGACUUGCCCGCCUACCAGGCAAAACCACUGGACAAAUUGGUAGCUUGGCACCAUACUGGGUCCUGGCACUAGGACUCAAACCCAGGCCUGCUGGAUCCUGAAACCCUCGUCAUCAUGACUGUCCUCUUCCUCCUUCCUCUUUCUGUGCGUGUGUAUGUGUAUGUACGCGUGCGCACGUGUGUGUGUGUGUGUGUGUGUGUGUGUGUACUGUGCAUGUGUGUUCAUGCACGAGUAUACCUGUGCAUGUGUAGGUCAGAAGACUGCAUUGGGUGCCCAUUUCUAGCAUUCCCUACCUCAUUCCUUUGAAGCACAGUGUCCCUGAGUGAAUUUUUCAGCUAAGAAGGCAGCCAGCCAACCCUAGACGUCUGUCCAUCUCGAGUUACGAGCACACUCACGGUCGUGAUUGCCUUAGUCCAUGGGUGCUGGGAUCUCAACUCCGGCCCUCAUGGGUGCCUAGCAAGUGCUCUUGACUGCUGGGCUGACUCCAGAGACCCCUUCUUCCUCACUUUUUAAAAGACAAAGACAGUUCGGUCUUGAUCUUCCUGUUUCCUCCUAAGUGCUCUGAUUACAAGGAUGUACCACCACGCCAGAACCCCUGCCCUUAACCGCUACACUGAAUGUGUGUGUAUCCCUCAUGGGAAGCAGUAACCAAGAGCUAAACUCUUGGUCUCAGGAAAGAACACGCACUUCUGCUUUAAAGUAAGACUUUGACCAAUUACCUGACAAAACGCUUUGUUCAGGAAUUUCCACAAAAACACAUGAUGUUUAACAAUGAGUACUCAGGUCGGUUGGGUGGUGAUGGCUCAUGCCUUUAAUCCAGCACUUGGGAGGCAGAGGCAGGCAGAUCUCUAUGUUCAAGGCCAGCCUGAUCUACAGAGUGAGUUCCGGGACAAGCUGGGCUACACAGAGAGACUUCCUCUUUAAAAACAAAAACAAAAAUAAAAACAAGAGGUACUCAAGCUAGCAAGAUGGCUCAGGUUAAGAGCCCUUGCUGUUCUUGCAGGGGACAGAUCAGGAGGCUCAGAACCACACACAUGUGCACAUACCCACACACGUGCACAUACCCACACAUGUGCAUAUACCCACACAUGUGCACAUACCCACACAUGUGCAUAUACCCACACAUGUGCACAUACCCACACAUGUGCACAUACCCACACAUGUGCAUAUACCCACAAGCAUACACAGAAGAGGCUGACUGUGAGAGUUCAUGGAGCCCACAAAGCAGGUUCAGACACACCUCCUCCCCUCAUGGGAAGCAGCCUGGGCUUCUGAUUUAGACAUGCCAUUGCAGAAGCCAUCUCUCCAGCCACUUGCUGCUAGACUAGGGGCUAGACCAGUAGACCUGAGUACUACUCCUGACUAGUAGUUGGGAGGAAGAUGGUGUCCUCUGUGACAAGAACUCCCUGGGCUAGUGCCACUAGGAGAAAUUGUGCUCUGAGGUCUCAGGAGAGAGUGAACGUGCCCUCACCCCCUGCUGGUGUCAGCAGUCACUGGCUUUCCUGCCCUUGUCUUGGCACCUCCCAGUCUCACGGUGACCCCCAAGACAUUCCUUCUCUCUCCCUUCAGGGAGUGUGUCAGCCUCAGCUCUUCUAGGAGUUAGACACAGGCACUUAGGGUGUCCAUCUCAUCACGCUCCACUUCUCUUGUCUGUUUCAGAAAACGCCAGGCCCAGGAGCGUAUACAUGUACAAGACAAUUCCCCAGACAGUCUUCAACCAUCGCCAAAAUGGGUAGAGAACAUAGCCUUUUCUUCAAUAACACAAUUGGCUUUUGAAAUAAAACUAUAUUGGUGCCAAGUUA